CACACUCUCUUUUCGAACAGCUUCUUAGUCCUCUCAUUUCCCACGCCAAAGCGUAAUCUCUCUUGGUGUACGGAAAGUAAUUUAGGGAACAUGAGUUCGGACGAAACCCUAGUGGUCACCACCGCCCAAGAAGACGAAGAGUUCUUGUUCGCUUUCAAACAAACCAUGAUCUCGUCCGUUCCCAUGAUCUUGAAGGCCACCAUUGAGCUCGGCAUCCUCAAGCACUUGUCCGAGAGCCCCGCUCAGCUCUCGCCCGCCCAAAUCGCGUCUGGCCUCUCCAUCAAGAACCCCGAGGCCGCCGUCACCAUCGACCGCAUCCUGCGUCUGCUCGCCAGCUUGUCUUUUCUCUCAUGCACCCUCAUCCAGGACAAAGCUGGGCGGCCUGAGAGGGUGUACGGCUUGGGCCCUAGGAGCAAGCACUUUGUGAGUGAGGAAGGGGCUAGCUUGGCGCCGUGGUUGCUUUUCCUCUUUGACAAGGUGUCCUUGAGCGGGUGGUUCCACUUAAAAGACGCAGUGAUUCAGGGAGAAGGCGACCCUUUCAAGCUCGCGAACGGCGCGAUCAUCUUCGACUACACCGGGACAGACCCGAAGCUCAACGACUACUUCAACAAUGCCAUGAAGUGCGCGUCUACUAUCUACAUGGGCAAAGUCAUGGACUCUUACCGCGGAUUCGAGGGUGCCAAAACAGUCGUCGACAUUGGCGGCGGUGUUGGCGAAUGUACUAAACUCAUACUGUCCAAGCACCCCCACCUCCGGGGCAUAAACUUCGAUCUCCCCUAUGUUGUCAAAAACGGGCUUUCUUAUCCUGGUUUGGAACAUGUAGGAGGGAGCUUUGUGAAUGAUCCCCUCCCCAAAGGAGACAUCCUCGUACUGAAGUGGCAAUUGCAUAGUUUCGGGGACGAGUUUGGCUUACAGCUCCUGAAGAGCUGCUGCGACGCAUUGCCGGCAUCGGGCAAGGUGGUGUUGAUAGACCAGGUCAGCCCGGAAUACCCGGGGACCAACCUAUUGACCCGGUCCACAUUCACCUCCGACAUGGUCAUGUUGGGCAUGACUCCUGGAGGGAAAGACCGGACGAUGAAGGAAUUCGAGGUCCUGGCCCGUGCGGCCGGGUUCAGCUCCCUGAAAGUAGCCUGCCGGGUCUUCAACAUGUGGGUGCUCGAGAUAUUUAAAACCGCCUAGAUUGCUUGCCGGAAAAUCCUCUCUGUCGAAUCGAUCUCGCAGUAUGCUACGUCAUAUUGUGCUCGUCUUUCAAAUCAAAUAAAAUUGUUCCUGUUAUGCUUUCAAUUUUUCCAAGAAUCGUUUCCUAGUUCGCACUGAUGCAGAUGGUCUUCACUAUCCAUUUAUUUCCGUUGAAAUAAAAAUACAAGAAGGCUUACGCUUA
Molecule: messenger RNA, 1381 nt
Organism: Rhodamnia argentea
Lineage: Eukaryota; Viridiplantae; Streptophyta; Magnoliopsida; Myrtales; Myrtaceae
Product: flavone 3'-O-methyltransferase 1-like
Exons: 4
Coding region: 91-1179 (362 amino acids)
Biological process (GO): methylation
Molecular function (GO): protein dimerization activity; S-adenosylmethionine-dependent methyltransferase activity; O-methyltransferase activity
Source: RefSeq, a predicted model, not a curated record